UCCGAAGGUGGCCGAUCUAGUAUCUGGCCUGUCAUUUGAGCGCGGAUCGUGUCGAAGUCGAAGCGAGUGAUAUUAGUCGUUGCUACAAGCAAGAAAUAAUUGAAAUAGCUUCGUCAUUGCAAUAUCGCAAUUUUUUUUAUAAAGGAUUAAAGUCCAACGGGCGCAAGUGUUUCAGCUCGUCGAGCAGCAAAUCUCCGCCAGUUGUACAGCUGCUACGUCUACGUCGUCAAUUUUUUACUUUCCCGUUCCUUCGCGAUCUGAGACGCAGAAAGAAAUCGCGUGACACUUUCGCCUGCGUUUGCUCUUAUUCGGUAGAAAUUCCUUGUGUGUAUCCCUCGUAUUCGUCGUGCAUUUCGUGUUUCUCGGCCAGAAGGAGAAAGAAAAAUAGUCAAGAUGGUGCAUAAGCCGAAGGUAUACGUGAUCGGUGUCGGGAUGACCAAAUUCGAGAAACCCGGUCGGAGAGAGGAUUUCGAUUAUCCGCAAAUGGCGAAGGAGGCUGUGACCAAGGCCUUACAGGAUGCGCAUAUAAAUUACGAAAAUGUCCGAGCCGUCUGCGUUGGAUACGUCUACGGUGACUCCACUAGUGGUCAAAGGGCGAUCUACGAGGUCGGCCUCAGUGGAUGUCCCAUUUACAAUGUCAACAACAAUUGUUCAACCGGCUCCACCGCUCUCUAUCUCGGCAAGCAAAUUGUCGAGGCUGGGAAUGCCGAUUGCGUGCUAGCACUUGGAUUCGAGAAGAUGGAGCGUGGCUCAUUGUCGGCGAAAUACCUGGAUCGUACAAAUCCUAUGGAUAAACACGUUGAGCUGAUGGCAGAUAUUGCAGGUAUUUCCAAUGAUCCCAUGACUGCUCAACUUUUUGGUAAUGCUGGAAUUGAACAUAUGCAAAAAUAUGGCACAAAGCCUGAACAUUUUGCAAAGAUUGCAUAUAAAAAUCAUUUGCACUCUGUAAACAAUCCCUACUCGCAAUUUCAAAAAAAGUAUACUUAUGAGGAGAUAGUGAAUUCUCCAAAAGUAUUUGGACCGUUGACAAAGCUCCAAUGUUGUCCUACUUCUGAUGGUGCAGCAGCUGUCGUUCUGGCUAAUGAGGAGUUUGUUCGAAAAUAUCAUUUAGAGUCGCAAGCUGUUGAAAUUCUAGCUAUGGAAAUGACCACUGAUAAACCUUCAACGUUUACCACUCGAUCGUGCUUGAAUAUUAUCGGGUAUGACAUGACAAAAAAUGCAGCUGACAAAGUUUUUGCAUCGACCAAUUACAAACCGAGCGAUGUAGAUGUGAUAGAGUUACAUGAUUGCUUCUCCAUAAAUGAGUUGAUUACUUAUGAAGCUUUGGGAUUGUGUCCUCCUGGACAGGGCGGCAAGAUGGUGGACUCUGGAAACAACACCUAUGGUGGCAAGUACGUCGUGAAUCCUAGCGGAGGUUUAAUCUCAAAGGGACAUCCAUUAGGUGCUACAGGAUUAGCUCAAUGCUCCGAACUUUGCUGGCAGCUUCGGGGCGAGGCCGGCAAGAGACAAGUGCAGGGCGCAAGAUUGGCACUGCAACAUAAUAUUGGUUUAGGCGGUGCGGUCAUCGUAGGUCUUUAUCGCUUAGGUUUUCCGAAACAGGCGUUAGUCAGGAAACACGUGAAUAUAUCCGCUGACCCAAGCGUAUUCAAAGCAAACGUAUUGUUCAAGUUGCUGGCGAUUGCGAUGGAAGAGGACGAGGAUGGUCUAAUCGACAAAGUGCGCGGCAUCUACGGAUUUAAAGUUAUAAAUGGCCCCGGUGGUGCCGAAGGAUAUUGGGUCGUGGACGCUAAAACAGGCAAAGGAAAAGUCGAGUAUAAUAGUAAAAUUAAACCCGAAGUUACAUUUACGAUUAGUGACACCGACAUUGUCGACUUUAUCUCUGGGAAAUUGAAUCCACAAAAAGCUUUCUUCCAAGGAAAAGUCAAGAUUCAAGGAAACAUGGGGCUCGCUAUGAAAUUGCCUGAUUUGCAAAAACGUGCCGCUAAGAAAAUUGAUUUGCUUCGUUCAAAAUUGUAAGAUGUACGAAAUGCGAAAUUUGUUAAAAUAACAUGCGUAUAAUUGCGAAGCACAAAACAUAUCUUGUGUGCUUUAUCUUUUCCACUCUAUUUGGCUAUCAAAACUGACAGUUUUUAUCGAGAAUUUCAUAUUCACGAUCUGUAAUUAUAUGGAAUGUAAUAAUAUGACACACCUGAAUUUCCGAUAAAACUUUAAUCGGAAUAAAGAGAUAAGACAAUCUUUUGUACAUAUUGAUAGAUACAAAGUUAUUAUUAUGAUACAUUAAUAAUAAAAUUAUUUGAGCAUUUUUAUAUGCUCGUAUGCAUGAUAUUUGCAUGUAAUAAUCUCAGUACAAUAUAUACAUACAAAUAUAUACAAUCUCUGGGAUAUAAUCAAGAUAUAUAAGCAUACAUAAAUUCUCUCUUUAAUUCAACAUUUUUAUUUUGUAAUAUACCCAUACAGCACAAAAAGGCCAAAAGACGUCUUAAAGACGUCUAAAGGACUUUAAGACGUCUUUAAGUAGUCUUUUAGAUGUCUUUUGGACAUGUGUGCUGUCUGGGUAUUUUUGAAAUAUGUAUCUUAUGUUGUGACAGAUGAAUAUACAUUAAGAUAACAUAAUAUUGCAUACUUGUGCGAAUUUGUAAUAAAUUUUAGAGAAUUGCUCAAAUAAAAAUUAAUUUUUCCAGAAUUUUUGAAGAUUGUACAGAGAGAUGAAGAGAGAGAAAAAAAGUAACUUAUAUACUUCGAAUUAAGAUCAAAUGCAAAGACUUCACAUCUAGAUACUGAUUAGCCAAUAUAAAUGUAUAUGUGCUUUUAAUUGUAUAAAUAAUUUUUUAUACUUUGUUUUUCAGCUCAAUUAUUCUCGAAUUAGCUAUGUAUUGCAAGAAGUAUAAUAUAAUU
Molecule: messenger RNA, 2895 nt
Organism: Camponotus floridanus (Florida carpenter ant)
Lineage: Eukaryota; Metazoa; Arthropoda; Insecta; Hymenoptera; Formicidae
Gene: ScpX
Product: non-specific lipid-transfer protein
Exons: 3
Coding region: 394-2016 (540 amino acids)
Molecular function (GO): acyltransferase activity, transferring groups other than amino-acyl groups
Source: RefSeq, a predicted model, not a curated record